Molecule: messenger RNA, 1521 nt
Organism: Magnolia sinica
Lineage: Eukaryota; Viridiplantae; Streptophyta; Magnoliopsida; Magnoliales; Magnoliaceae
Exons: 8
Coding region: 75-1193 (372 amino acids)
Source: RefSeq, a predicted model, not a curated record
AGAGGAGAGGCGUUGGGAGGAGCGAGCCCCUGCCUCUGAAAUCCGGGCAGCGGCAGCGAGGCGAGGGAGGAGGGAUGGGAGCCGAACAGCUACUGCCCGAAUCCCUGCCCGGGAAAGUCGGCCAGCCUCCUCUCAUCUUAGGACUCCAACCUUCUGCUCUUGUCGAUCAUGUCGCAAGGGUAGAUUGGUCUUUGCUCGCUCAAAUCCCUGGUGACAGAGGUGGCUCUCAGCAGGUUGCAAUCGAGGACCUGGAGCAUAUAUUGAGUGAAGUGAAAGCCCACACUCUCCCAUCGGUUGAUGACCUCUCUCCUAUAAGAACAAUAGCUGGGGGUAGUGUUGCCAACACCAUUCGUGGUCUGACUGUGGGCUUUGGUGUUUCAUGUGGAUUAAUUGGGGCAUGUGGGGAUGACGAGCAGGGCCACUCGUUUGUCCAUAACAUGAGUAUUAAUGGUGUGAAUCUUUCGAGAUUGAGAAUGAAGAAUGGGCCAACUGGGCAGUGUGCUUGCUUGGUUGAUGCUGUUGGCAAUCGCACCAUGCGACCCUGUCUAUCUAAUGCUGUUAAGCUUCAGCCAAACGAAUUACUCCGGGAGGAUUUUAAAGGUUCCAAGUGGCUGGCAUUGCGAUAUGGAUUUUAUAAUUUAGAACUGAUUCGUACGGCAGUUAGAAUUGCCAAACAAGAAGGGCUCUUUGUGUCCAUGGAUUUGGCCAGCUUUGAGAUGGUUCGAGACUUCAGGUCAACCCUUCUAGAGUUAUUGGAGAGUGGCCUUAUUGACCUUUGUUUUGCUAAUGAGGAUGAAGCAAGAGAGCUACUAAGGGGCGAGUCGAAUGCUGAUCCCGAGACUGCUCUGGGAUUCUUGGCCAAACAUUGUGAAUGGGCUGUGGUGACCCUUGGGUCUAACGGAUGCAUUGCAAAACACAGGAAAGAGAUUGUUCGAGUUCCAGCCAUUGGAGAAGCGCAAGCAACUGAUGCAACUGGAGCGGGUGAUCUCUUUGCAAGCGGGUUCUUGUACGGGUUGGUAAAAGGGCUGUCCCUUGAAGACUGUUGUAAAGUGGGUUCUUGCAGCGGUGGGUCUGUGAUUCGGUCUCUGGGUGGUGAAGUAAGACCCGAGAACUGGCAAUGGAUGUAUAAGCAGAUGCAAAUCAAAGGCCUUCCAGCUCCUGAUCUCCCUAAGCAAAUGAGAUUUAAACCCUAAUUUGUCGUUUUGGGCCACGGCAUUGUUUCUUGCAGAGGGCAGCUAGUGUUGCAUUUUGGGGUCUAUAAGUACUAAUAAUUAGUAGGAUCAAGUCAAGUGAGAUGGGUAGAAUCUCAUGCGUUGUUGCCGCAUGAAAUCUUCUGUUUCAGGUCCCACUUCUGCUUUUGAAUCUUGCGGUUCUGUAGACAAUUUGCGCUAUAAAAUGGCUGGUUUGUACUUUCGUUUGUUCCUUUUGCUGUCCUUUUCCUGCUUGUGGUAACCCAGUGUUGAUGAUUUGAAUUAGGAACUAAUUUGUCGGAAGUAAUACAUUUUCACAGAGCUUGCUGUA